UACGCCGAUCCCGUUGCUGACUUCAUCGACAAAUGGAACGCAUUUCGCUAUCGUCUGUUUCGCGAGUCCUGUGUUUACCACCGCGGCAAUUAUGUCAAAGAUCUCAGCCACUUGGGUCGUCCCAUCAACCAGGUUGUGAUAUUAGACAAUUCACCGGCCUCCUAUAUGUUUCAUGCGAGUCAUGCUGUGCAAAUUUCGUCAUGGUUUGACGAUGCGAACGACCGGGCACUUCUAGACUUGAUACCAUAUUUUGAGCGACUCGCUUCACAUCCGAAUGUUGUGGACUUCCUGCGAACGAACACUCCUCCCACACCAUAUGCUGCGGUCGGUACUGUGGGGCUUCCUGCAGCAGCUUUAACAAAUGUACCUCUGUCUGAUGUUGCCGGUCGAUCUACCGAUAGUGGCGCUGUUAUUUCCAGCAUACGCCGACCUACUGUUGCUUCACCACUCCCAGUCACCCUUCAUGAAUCUCGUCCAGGUCAACAACGCCGAGAGGGACCGACAGUAACUACGACAUCCUCUACGGUAGCGGAGCCGCGGCGAAUUCAACCUCAAAGUUCCACAACAAAUCAGAGGUUACCUGGUGCAAGCACUCUUCCCGUCAUCACGAAGGUAGCAGCCCCUAGUAGCGGAGCUUCCUCGAUGAGAAAACCAGCAGAACAGGAAUUGGCCGCGUCAUUUCCUGCCCCUUUAAGUCUGGCCACUUAUGUCCCUGUUCCAUCACCACCGACAGCUGUUGCAAUUUCAAAUUCCACUUCGAGUAAUUCUACUCAGGCUCGUGUAGGUGAUUCGGUUAGCAACUCACACAAUUUCCCCGGUUCUGUUCGUCGGAACUCCUUGUCAUCAGGUAAUUCCGGUUCCAGACUGGCCUAUGGCACUCUCGGCGUCAUGGAACGGUCACCCACAGUCGCUGUGGAUUUCUCCCCGAAACUCGCCGAGACCGGCUCUUCGGAGCACCAAAAGCGAGUCACACAUAGGCAUCCAGGUAAACCUGCUUGUUCAUCUUCUGGUGAAAAUCAUCACUUGGGUCUUGACAGCGCUCCACGUCGACUUGGGACGGUGAAAAAUCUACCAGAUGCUAGCCCACCACUUAGAACCUCUAGCCCACCGUUGUCAGUUGCCCCGAGUCCAGUAUCUGCAAGACGUAUUGCCCCAUGA
Molecule: messenger RNA, 1158 nt
Organism: Echinostoma caproni
Lineage: Eukaryota; Metazoa; Platyhelminthes; Trematoda; Plagiorchiida; Echinostomatidae
Source: the annotation of a GenBank genome assembly